CCAAUCAUGGGUCCCAACAUCUACUCGCAUCCCGAGCCCCAAUUCCUCCACUUCCCCUCCAGACGAUCCGUCGUACACAGCACCAAGGGGAUAGUAUCAUGUACUCAGCCGCUCGCUACAGCUGCUGGCCUGGAGAUUCUCCGCAAAGGAGGAAAUGCGGCUGAUGCUGCCGUAGCCGUAGCGGCGGCAAUCAAUGUCGCCGAACCCUCAUCUACAGGCAUAGGAGGUGACAUGUUCUGUCUGUUCUAUGAUGCCAGCACCAAGAAGGUACAUGCCAUGAACGGCUCAGGGCGUUCGGGACAGAAGGUCACCCUUGAACAAAUGCGAAAAGAUCUCAAGAUCGCCGACGGAGCGAGUGGCCAGAUCCCAAUGGAAAGCGUUCACGCCGUCACUGUACCCGGCGCUGCUGCAGGUUGGGUUGAUUGCGUGGAGCGGUUCGGAAGCAAGAAGCUCAGCUUGAAAGAGAUCCUCGAGCCAGCCAUUGAACUCGCUGAAAAAGGGUUUCCUGUUUCUGAACUCUCUGCUCGUUUUUGGGAAAGCGACGAAGCUCUCAUCAAACGCGCCUCCCCCAACGGCAGCGAGAUGCUCAAAAAAGAUCCCUCCGCCCCAGACGGCUGCCGCGCCCCCAAAGCCGGCGAAAUCAUGAAAAAUCCAACUCUAGCAAACACGUUCAAACUGCUCGCGUCCCACGGCAAAUCGGGUUUCUAUGAGGGGGAAGUAGCCACGCAACUCGUAAAAGUCGUCUCAGAUCUCGGCGGGCACCUCACGCUCGAGGACCUCAAACACCACGCCGACACGGGCUCGGAGCCCGUCGAACCCAUCUCCCUCCGGUACACGGGUCAAGGCGUGGGUGACUCUCCACAAGGCGGAAUAGACCUCUGGGAACACCCGCCGAACGGACAAGGCAUCGUAGCGCUGAUGGCGUUAGGAAUCCUGCAAGAACUCGAAAAGCAAGGCAAAAUCAGCAAAUGGGGACCGCAAGACCACAACAGCACACCGCACCUCCACGCCGUCAUCGAAGCGCUCCGCAUCGCCUUCGCAGACGCCCACUGGUUCGUCGCAGACCCGACCACCGUCUCCGUCCCUUCCUCCUCGCUCAUCUCCCAACCCUACCUCGCAGACCGCGCAAACCUCUUUUCACCCACGCAAGCCGCCGCCCCGCCGCUCCACGGCUCCCCAGCCCACGCGCAGAGCGAUACGGUGUACUUCUGCGCCUCGGACGCGCAGGGCAACGCAAUCUCCUUCAUCAACAGCAACUACGGCGGCUUCGGCACGGCGAUCAUCCCCAAAGGGUGCGGCUUCACGCUGCAGAACCGCGGUGCGAAUUUCUCGCUCGACGCCGCGCAUCCGAAUGUGCUGGCGCCCAGGAAACGUCCGUAUCAUACUAUUAUCCCCGGGUUGGUCACGUAUGCUCGCGAUCAGUCUCUGCAUAGCGUGUUUGGCGUCAUGGGCGGCUUCAUGCAGCCGCAGGGCCAUGUGCAGGUGCUGCUUAAUCAGGAAGUGUUCAAGUUGAAUCCGCAGGCGGCGUUGGAUGCGCCGCGGAUUUGUAUUGGGGCCGGCAUGCCGGAUGCGGAUGGGCGGAUGACGGAUGCAACGAUUUAUAUAGAGGAAGGGAUUAGAGAGGAUGUUGUUGAGGGGUUGAGGAAGCUCGGGCAUAGUGUCAAGGUGUUGAGUGGGUAUGGGAGGGGGAUGUUUGGGCGGGGUCAGAUCAUUAGGCAGCAUUUUGAUGAUGGGGUUAUGGUUUGGAGUGGCGGGAGUGAUUUGAGAGGGGAUGGGCAUGCGGCGCCUUUUUAAGGGAGGAGUGUGUGAGAGGACAUCUCUGAGUAUAUAGUUGAGUGAGU
Messenger RNA from Periconia digitata, 1841 nucleotides. The record is from the annotation of a GenBank genome assembly. NCBI's taxonomy places the organism in Eukaryota, Fungi, Ascomycota, Dothideomycetes, Pleosporales, Periconiaceae.